CACUUCUCGCGAUAACCGUGAGACUCACGUUGAAACAUGGUGUAGCUAAUGCCAUCUCCUUCACAUGAGAUGAAGUCCAACUGACAUAAACGGGCGUCUAGAAAAAACCGGCAAGAUCAUACUUUGAGAGGGCAAGUGUGAUUGCUCGCUAUGUUGGUCAUAGGAUAUCGUGGGCAAGCAAGGGAGCUUGCUUACUGUUGUUGUUGGGUGCAUGGUGACGGGCACCCUUUGACCUUUGCAUGUGCUGCAUAGGGAGGGACUAAGGAAUAGACGAUGGUGGGGUUGACAAAGAAGCCACACAGGCAGAGGAAAGCCUCACGGGUCGAGGAAAAUACUGUGGUCAUGGAGCUCAUGGCUGAGGAACGGAAUGGUGUCUUACUCACUGCGACCCAUUAAUCUGUGGCCUAGAAACACCUCGUUAGCAACAGAAAUCGUCAAUGGUUCUGGUGGUGGCUGGUGAUGGCCCCACUAGCUCAUAGACAUCACGGGAAAAGGUUCCUUUGGGUACAUGACAGUGUGCACCCGUUGCACGAUGUGCACAAACUCCGUGGUUGGGGACUACUUUGGCAAUGAUAGAAAGAGUCGGUAGUCUAUGUGAUGGCCGCUGCUACCCUCUUCAGGCUCACGGUUGGGCUAAGCUAGGCUCCAUGGGCCUCUGGACGUCAUACUAUGUGGUUUUGGGUGGAAAGACCUCCAUCGAGUCUGCCUGACAACAAAUAGAGACACUGGUGAUGGCGAUAGUGAACUCCUGUCAUCGCAAGCCUCCUGGGUGCACGAUUACAUGCACCUGUCAUGCAUUGUGCAGGCCAUACACAUUUGGGACGUUCUUUACGUGCACAGUUCACGCUUAGCAUCCACCUAUCAUGCAAUGUGCAUGUUGUCCGCAGUUGGGGGCGUACUUUAAGUGCAUAGUGCACUCCUGGGUAUUGGGUUUGCACCUCUUUUGUUUUUCCAGCAGCAGUAUUAAUAAAAAUAAGAGAUGGAAAGUUGAGAACUUUUGUCUGAAAGUAAAUUUAUCUUCUCAUUCGGAGAUGAUUUCGUAAGUUGAAAAAUCAUCAUUCUUCCUCUUCUGGUGUAGAGGAUUAGACGAUCCAACAGAUAGCGCCAAUUGUUGAGACAUAAAAUUUUCAAUAGGCCAGAAUGAGAGAAUGAGUCGUUCCCAGCCCACAAUGGUGACACAUCUCUUAAUCAGCGUCUUUUGAAGCCCACGAUGCUGUUUCAGGAGUCAGUACGGUACCUGUACCUACAUCUAUAGCAAUAAAUAGAAAAGGAAUACUGUAAAUGUAAGUAGAGAUCAAUGAAACAAAUUUAUGUGAUUCAACAUAGAGCCUACUUCUACAGAUCAUUUGGAAGCCAAAUCUAUUAUGAUCCACUAUAAUGGGAGCAUUUUAUAGUUUCUCAUUGUCUCUUGUAGCUUACAAUAUAAUGGGAAUUCGUGAAUCGUGACCCUUUAGCUUAAACAAGGUGAAAAGAAUGGCUUCUCACCUAAUGAGGUUGAAGACGAUGCUUGCCUAAGGUCGCCGCACUCUCUCCUCUUUCAUCCGAUCAUGUCCCUUUUAUUUUCGCCCUCCCAAUGGUAGAUGAGAAAAUCAUAUUUACGUCACUCACUUGACUUGCUUUCCUUUCUCAAAUCUUGCUUUAGCUUCAUGAUCACACCUUUAUCAUGGAUUGGGCACCAAUCUUUAUCAUGGAUUGGGCUUGAUACGUCUCAGGCCAGGCCUGAUAUAUUUAUCCCAACAAUAAGUAGGGUACAUUUUAAAUAAGAAUCAAUUUGUAAGUUUUGGCGUGGAAAGAAAUGGAGGAUCUAAAAGAGGCAAUUUUUAUUAGUACGCACAACCAAAUACAAAGGGAUAGGGGUGGAAGGGGUUUGUGGAAUUGCUGUCAUUAGUGUUUAUUUAGAGCUAGUUAUUUACACAAGUGGCAAUCUCUCAACCUUCAAUUCCUAACUUGUAGGAGAAAUGCAUUAGCUAUAUUAGGUCGACCAUGAGGCACCAAGAAGCUGACCGGCUAGCCGGGCAACCGGCACACCUACACGAUUUGUCACUUAAAAGGAAGGAGGUGGAGGCGGCGGAGGGGCAGAUCCUAUUUCCUCUCUUGGACCUCUGCAUUUCAAUAAUGUUUCUUGGGAUUUUUACCUCUUCUUUUGGCUUAUUUCAAAAAUACAAGCCGAGUAUCUAGGUGCACCUAGCCUGUUGAUCAUCAAUCUUAACUAGCCAUUUCAAUUUUGCCUUCCUUUGUUGUUGAUCCAAGCUUAGUUCAAUUGGUCAUCUGUGUUCCUGAUUCUUGGAGGCUACCUAGGUGUUAAAUGUUGGGUUAUUCAAAUAUUCAACAUCGUCCUCUGCAACGAAAAAAGAAUAGCAGGAGUUGAUCAAGAUGGCGACUGGAUUCUACGCUCAGGCGCCAUUUUUCUCCCAUUGCAAUGCAAGCAGUUCCCUGCCAAGAAGCCCAGAUGUAUCCAAGAUUCCAAAGGAUGUGGUGGCAGGGAUGAUGAUAGACAACUCAAAUGGUUGGGGAGGAAAUUUUGUGCAGAUGAUAGAGCUUCGCAAGAAGAUACUAACCUUUAGAGAUGUCAUUGACCUUCCUCCUUGUGAUGGUUUGGGCCCCAUCCAUGAGUUGGUGAUUGGAACUGUAGAGGAUCUCCAUAAUCUGUACCCUAAUAUUGUUCCGGGAAAUCUGAACUCAGAAAUGAAAGGAACUUCAAUGAAUCAGGAAUUGGCCCACCUACACAAUGCAUUGAAAUCCAUUGGAGAUUCAUGGGCAAAGAACCACAAGUGGAUAAAUUAUUCUGGAGUUAAGGUAGAGGACAACAUGGAGAACAUCAGUUUGGAGCAACUCGGUCGAUGUGUACAAGCAAAGCUUGAUUACAUGACUAACAUAGCAAAAGAAAUGUUUGAUGUGAUGGAAGAAGAAGGGCGCAAUGGGGGAGGGUUACAAGGCUCCACUAUUGGGGAGGUUCUAAGCAGAUCCUAUUCAGACAGCAAAACCCUCUGCCCUUCCCCGAAUACUCCAACUCCAGUCCCUCUUGAGCUGACAUUCGCUAUGAGACCUGGGGACUUUGCCGAUCUUUUCCCUUCCCAAUCUCUUCUUUUGCCUCUCAGACUUCAGGCAGUUGGGAACUUGAUGCCCACAGACAUGAAAUGCCUGUCAUUCAACAUGUCACCUAAUUUAUCAUCUCAAGGCUCCAGCCAAACAACAGGGAAAUACAAGGUUGCUGGAGGACAAAAUGAAAUAAUGCAAGAAGUUGCUGAAGAAUCACCAGAUAUUGCAAGUCCUGAGAGGCCUAAUGAUUCUAAAGCCACAAUCAUUUCACCAAAGAUCCCAAAUUUAAGUUCAAAUACGAUGCCUGUAGCACGUGGCUCAGCAGCAGUACCACCCCCACCUCCACCCCCACUGUCCACUACGCCACCAAUACCACCCAUUCAGGCUUCUAUAGGAUCAGCACUGAUGCCAUCUCCUCCCAUGCCACUGACAAAGGGAGCUGCACCACCACCUCCACCUCCACUUGGUGUGGCAAAGGCUCUACGCCCAAAGAAGGCAACUACCAAACUGAAGAGAUCAACCCAUAUGGGCAACAUGUAUCGAAUCCUGAAAGGAAAGGUUGAAGGCUCUGGUUUAAAUGACAAAGUUCGAAGGGGAAGUAGAACUCAGAUUGGAGCUUCUGUGAGGGGCCAACAGGGAAUGGCCGAUGCACUAGCUGAGAUGACGAAAAGAUCAGCAUAUUUCCAGCAAAUUGAAGAAGAUGUUCAGAAGCAUGCAAAAUCAAUCAUGGAUAUUAAAACUUCCAUUGAUUCCUUUCAAACAAAGGACAUGGCUGAGCUUAUCAAAUUUCACAAGCACGUGGAGCUGCAUUUGGAGCAAUUGACUGAUGAGACCCAGGUGCUGGCAAGGUUUGAAGGCUUUCCCACAAAGAAGCUCGAAUCAUUAAGAACUGCUGCAGCACUGUAUUUAAAAUUGGAAGGAAUAUCUACUUCACUGGAGAAUUGGAAAGUAACCCCUCCAUUGGGGCAGCUCCUUGACAAGGUUGAUUCCUACUUCAACAAGAUCAAGGGAGAAGUGGAUGCAUUAGAAAGAACCAAAGAUGAAGAUUCUAAGAGACUGCAGAGCCACAAUAUUCAUUUCGACUUCAAUAUUUUGGUGCGUAUUAAAGAAACUAUGGUAGAUGUUUCUUCAAGCUGCAUGGAGUUGGCACUUAAGGAACGGAGAGACGCAAAGUCAGCUGCCAAUGCAGAAACUGGGCCUAAAGCCGAAGACGGUUCGAAGGCGCACACAAAGAUGCUCUGGAUGGCUUUUCAGCUUGCAUUUCGGGUCUACAGCUUUGCAGGUGGACAAGAUGAUCGGGCGGAGGCGUUGACUCGAGAGUUAGCAAACGAAAUAGAAGCUGAUCCACAGCAGGAGUGAUCGAUGUUAAUAUAGUUUCCAUCAAACAACCAUAAAAGACGAUAUAUUAUCCCUAUCCUCUUAGAGCUGCGUGUCGGCUGGGUUAUGAAGUGCAUGCUGGAAACUGGUAAGACUUGCAGAAGUGUCACUCAAAACCUGAUGUACCUAUCUAUCUUGAAAAUAAUAAUAACAAUAAUGAAAGAUAAAAUAGAAGAAAAAAUAAUGUAAAUUGAAUCAACCUUAUGAUGAUCCAAAACUUCUUGGAUUAAGUUAGUGCAUGUUGGAAACCUGAACCCACCUUGUUUUGCUUAAUUGGGUGUGCUUUAUUAGUUGCAAAUGCAGAACUGAACUAUUUAGCGAGACAGCCUAAACAUGCUUGCAUAUUGAUGCAUCUUGCAGGGUAUUGUCAUUCGAUUUUCUUUUUCUUUCUCUUUUUCCUUUUACCUACGGGUAAAAUAGUUGGACGCAACCGUGGUUUCCAGGUGUGACCAUAGGAGGUUGGAUAUGGUCAUUGUAUGUUGGACAAAAUGUCUUUGAAGGUGUACAACAUUUAAUCUACUACAAUGUAUAAUUUUUGAAGCAGAAAGCUUUGCUCCUAUUUAA
Molecule: messenger RNA, 4980 nt
Organism: Carya illinoinensis
Lineage: Eukaryota; Viridiplantae; Streptophyta; Magnoliopsida; Fagales; Juglandaceae
Exons: 9
Coding region: 2374-4398 (674 amino acids)
Biological process (GO): chloroplast organization
Cellular component (GO): chloroplast outer membrane
Source: RefSeq, a predicted model, not a curated record